Molecule: messenger RNA, 1111 nt
Organism: Durio zibethinus
Lineage: Eukaryota; Viridiplantae; Streptophyta; Magnoliopsida; Malvales; Malvaceae
Product: GDSL esterase/lipase At5g55050-like
Molecular function (GO): hydrolase activity, acting on ester bonds
Source: RefSeq, a predicted model, not a curated record
AUGGCAAAGACAAAGAGGUAUACUUCAUGUUUUCUAUGUGUUUUUCUGUCAAUUGCAGCAACUUUGGCUGCCCUGCUCGAGGUUGAGGCAGCAGCACCAGCUGUGUACAUAUUCGGGGACUCAACUCUUGAUGUUGGAACUAAUGACUUCAUACCUGAGUGCCUAGCAAGGGCAGAUGUCUAUUUCAAUGGUAUCGAUUUCCCUUACUCAGAGCCAACGGGGAGGUUCAGCAACGGCCUUAACACUGCUGAUGAAAUAGUGAGACUGUUGGGUAUGGAGAGGAGUCCACCACCUUUUCUCUACCUUCUCAACAAUCCGCCAACUUUCAAGCGGAAUAUACUCCUAGGCGCCAACUUUGCCUCUGGUGGAUCCGGAAUUUUGAACACUACCGGACAGCAUCAAUACAACAGGGUCAUAUCCUUGGAGGAGCAGAUCCAACAGUUUUCAACCAUUCGUUCAAAUAUCACAAAUAUGACGGGUAGUGAUGCAGUAACUGAUAGCAUACUUUCGAAGGCUUUCUUUCUUAUCAGCAUUGGAAGCAAUGACAUCUUUGAAUAUCUGCUUAACCUCAUCACACGACCAAUGUCCAUGCCGGAGUUUAAUGCCACCCUGAUAUCCACAUAUGAAAACCAUUUAAAGACUCUAUAUGACCUUGGAGGUCGAACGUUUGGCAUUUUAUCUGUUCCACCAGUUGGGUGCACCCCAUUUUCUCGAGCUGUUUUCACUAGUAAUAAUAGCUGUUUUCCGCGGGCUGAGCGGUUUGCACGAAAGUUCCAUGUAGAGGUUGCGGCUUUAUUAAAAAAGUUUAGCUCCGAAGUCCAAGAUAUAAGGUAUUCGGUGGGGAAUACACAUCGGAUAACCACUACUAUGAUGGAAGACAUGUUGGCCUUUGGUUUCAGGAACAUUUCAGGAGCUUGCUGUGGAAAUGGAACUUACCCAUGCAAUCAAACGGCCAGCUUUUGUGCAAAUCGCGACCACUACUUAUUUUGGGACCGGUUUCAUCCAUCACAGAGAGCCUCCAAGAUCGCAGCCCUAACACUAUUUGGUGCAUCAGAAUCACUUGUUUCUCCCAUGAAUUUCAGUCAGUUAUUGGGGGUUAACAUUUAGGAGC